Acomys russatus (golden spiny mouse) is the source of this 2061-nucleotide messenger RNA. It is a transcript of the gene Plin5, whose product is annotated as perilipin 5. Gene Ontology annotation, biological process: positive regulation of triglyceride storage; lipid storage. The coding region runs from base 343 to 1827 and encodes 494 amino acids. The record is from RefSeq and is a predicted model, not a curated record. Gene Ontology annotation, cellular component: lipid droplet; cytosol. The transcript is spliced from 7 exons. Lineage: Eukaryota; Metazoa; Chordata; Mammalia; Rodentia; Muridae.
CCGGGUCCAGGACCCAGUUGGGCGGGGCCCAGGCGCAGAGGACAGUGGGACCGCCAUGGUGGGGACGCGCAGGGCCGAUGUGAGCCCUGAGGUCAGCGGCCCUGUCACUCUGGACAGCUGAGGGUGACCUCGGAGUUCCACAUGCGACUUGAGCCUCAAUUUCUCUGCCGGUCAAAGGGACCUGAUUCUGAGGCUGCUGUCUCGACCUCUGCAAGUGGGGCUGGAGUGCAGGUCUGUCCCUGGUGGAAAUGGACCAGAGAGGUGAAGACACCAGCAAAGGGCCACAUAGUAGGUAAUGAUGAAAUUUGAACUUAUCUUUGUUCCCCCAAGGACCCAGAACCCAUGCCUCUCACCCCACAAAGCCAUAAAGUUUUCAUUAUGUAUUUUCUGUGUGUAGGGCUUUGUGCAUGCCUUGCCUGUGCACCUCAGGAUACCCCUCAGGACUCACUCUCAGGGGUUCCCUUCCUCUUUGUGUCCUAUGCCCUCAGGCUGUUGGAUGAUGAGACAGCUCAGGACCCUGGAUCCAGCCUGGGGGAACUGGGCCAGCAGAACGUGGUGAAGCGAGUGGUGGCCUUACCCCUGGUCAGGGCCACAUGCACAGCUGUGUCUGGUGCUUACAACUCGGCCAAGGACAGGCACCCUCUGCUGGGCUCUGCCUGUCGCCUCGCUGAGCACUGUGUGUGUAGCGUGACCACCUGCGCCCUGGACCAUGCACAGCCGCUGCUGGAGCACCUGCAGCCCCAGUUGGCCACAGUGAAUGAUCUUGCCUGUAGGGGACUGGACAAGUUGGAAGAAAAGCUGCCCUUCCUGCAGCAGCCUUCGGACAUGGUGGUGACCUCAGCCAAGGAUGCAGUGGCCAAUAGCAUCACGGGCGUGGUGGAUCUGGCCCAGAAGGGACGGCGUUGGAGUGGGGAGCUGAGGCGUUCCAUGAGCCAAGCCAUGGACAUGGUGCUGGGCAAGUCAGAGGAGCUGGUGGACCACUUCCUGCCCAUGACCGAGGACGAGCUAGCGGCCCUGGCAGCUGAGGCCGAGGGUCCAGAAGUGGGCUCUGUGGAGGAGCAGAGGCGGCAACAGGGCUACUUUGUGCGUCUGGGAUCUCUGUCCGCACGCCUCCGCCAUUUGGCCUAUCAGCACUCUUUGGGGAAACUGAGGCAGAGCAAACACCGCACCCAGGACACUCUGGCCCAGCUGCAGGAAACCCUGGAAGUGAUCCACUGUAUGCAGAGUGGGGUGAGCCUCACCCCCACUGCCCAUCCCCCAAAGGUGCAGGAGCUGUGGGGGGGCUCGAACCCAUGGCCGGAGAAUGGGUGCAGCCACAACCAGGUGGAGCUGGAGACGCUGGCCCUGUCUCGCAGCCUGACCGUGGAGCUGCAGAGUGCAGUGGAUGCCCUUGCAGGCUGUGUACGGGGCCUGCCACCCGGUGCCCAGGCCAAAGUGGCUGAGGUACAGCGCAGCGUUGACGCCCUGCAGGCCGCCUUCGCUGAUGCACGCUGCCUUGGGGACGUGGCACCCACUGCUCUGGCUGAGGGCCGGGGCAGCGUGGCCCGGGCACAUGCCUCUGUGGAUGAGCUACUGGACUUGGUCCUGCGGGCUCUGCCACUGCCCUGGCUUGUGGGGCCCUUUGCACCAAUCCUGGUGGAGCGGUCGGAGCCCCUGGUGGACCUGGCCACUUGUGUGGAUGAGGUGGUGGGCGACCCGGACCCCCGCUGGGCACACAUGGACUGGCCAGCCCAGAAGAGGGCCUGGGAGGCUGAGCAUGCAGAUCCAGGAGCAGGAGAGGCCGAGCCUCGCGUCAAGCACACACUGAUGCCAGAGCUGGACUUCUGACCACUGGGGCCCCUACUGUCCUCUGGUGGUCACAUGCCAACACUUACCUAGGCCAGGGCUUCUGCUUCCUUCCCUGCUACAAGAUGACUUUGAGGUCUAAGUUGACCCCAGUAGGCUACUUUCAGCCCCUCAGAGGAGACUCUUCUUCACCUAUGAUCCCGUCCCCACCCCCAAAGUUGAAACGCAGAGGCUGAGGCAGGAGGAUUCUGAGUUUCAGACCAGCUUGAGCAGCCU